ACCUUCGUCUAUCCGGGUUCAUGUCUCUUGUGCUGUCUUGCAAGCAUGGAGCUCCACGGCGAGCGUGUGUCCGGUCCCACAGCUUCGUCGUCUUCUGGAGACUGCGCGCAGGUCACUGUGUCCAGGGAGCUGCUGACCGCGGGGAGCGAGGGUUCGGGAGGUAUCUGGGACCAAUUGCUCAUCAGCUCUAAGCCUCAUUCCAAGAAGACUUCUCUUCAAACAGUUAGGAUGCAGAGGAGCCCUUUGUUAGACCAGGUUCAGGCCUUCCUCCCACAGAUGGCCCAGGCAAAUGAAAAGCUACGAAAGGAAAUGGCGGCUGCUCCAGCUGAUUGCUUCAAUAUUGAGAAUAUUGAUGGGACAUCCGGAAACAUCAUACAGAUGGAUGUGGCCUUAUUUGAGAUGAACCGGUCAGAUUCAAAAGAAGAGGACAGCUCAGAAGAGAGCUCACAGGACGGCCCUGAGGACAGCUCAGAGUCCGCAGAUGAAGACUGCGUCCCCUCCGAAGUCACCAUAGACACCAUAAAGCUUCCAAAUGCAGAAGGUGGCAGAGGCAAGAUUGAAGUUUUAGACAGUCCGGCAAGUAAAAAAAAGAAGCAGUGAGAUAGGCCAGUGAAAAGAGGCAGGUCCUCCCUACCUGCGACUGGGGGAAGGUGGUUUCUGGGGUGAUGGGUCCAGGGUCCCUGUGAUGCUCUUUCAGUGUCACAAAGAAAAAUUUGCAAGUCCAGGUGUGUUCUAAAUAGGAAGUGUUUCGAUCUUGACUACAGAGGGGGCAGCGCCCUUGGGUACUGAGAAGGGAAAUAGGGAAGAGAUAACUUUUGAUUGGUUGGUUACAUGAGGCAUUUGCCUAAGUUGACAUGGUCUGAACAGUGUGGCCUGUGACUCAGUGAAGCCCAUCUACACUAAAAUCUGGCUACUAGUUAGAACAUUCCUGCUUCCAAAUUGAAGGUUUUGGUUUUGGUUUGUUUCUAUACCAAAGCAGGUUGCAGUUUGUUAUAUAGGAACUGGGUAUUAGAGACCAGCCCAGGAUAAUGGCUCCUGCCAUUUAAGGUGUGAUGGUGGCUAGAUUUUAUUAAAGGAAACCAAAAUUGCCUUUUAAAGAUUUGUAAAUGGACAGCAUUCAGAUCCUGUAAAGGCAUACUGAGCUCUUGCUGUAAAGAGGUUUAGUGUUUACAAAUCUCUGUGCUGUAUCACUGUGUGCUGCUAUAUGUAUAUGAAUUCAUGUAAACAUUGUCUUCAAAUUGUGAUGGUACUGACAGCUGAAAGAAUGACUCCAGUUCUCCAGUUAGUUAGCUUACAGAGUGGUGGGUGACGUGGGCAGCUGUUCUGACUCACCAGUCUUGAUUGUGUUUUGUCAGAGCUAGCAAGCGCCAGAGGUGGGAGAAUGAACCAUCCCUCCAGGAGGCUACUUGAGCAUAGGAGCGUGCCCAUUACCUGGAGGACAUGGUAACAGCUCUCUCACUUCCUGGUGGUUUGACAUUCCAUGGGUUGAUGCUUACAUCCUUGCCUCCUCUGAGCCAGGGUCUCUAAAGACAGUUUAUGAGGCCUGGACCCAGUUUCCCACCUUCCAGCUCUGUCUGCACCUUCUUCCAUAGUCCUGAGCCUUAGAAAGAGGUAUUAUGCUCAUCUUCCCCCCUGAGAACUGAGCCAUUGGGCUGCUGUGCCAAAACAAGAGGAGAGACUACAGCCAUGGAUGCAUACUCCUUAAGUGAUACAGGCAGUCAGAAGGGCACAUACCCCCAUGGUAGUGACCUAAGCCAGUGGUCAAAAACAUCUUGCACGUCUGUGGAAGUAUCCCAUCUUAACUGGGUUUUCUGGUAUCCAGUGUCCACACACAGAUCAGCUGUGCAUAUACCCAGAGCCAGUCUGUAGCCUGUUUUUCCAAUAUCCAGGUUUCUUGGUUUAAGAAGCAUCUGUGUAGGUGUGGUUUGGAACUUGAAAAUAAACUUAGCCAGGGCUUUGCUUAGAUUGCUGAUACUAGGGCUCCUGCCUAAUGACUAAAUACAGAAAGUGGGUAUUCCUGUGACAAAGACAGUGACUUCACAUCUUGGUGAGUGCCAAGCUGCAAGACCACAGCUGAGGCAUAAAAGGGUAAAGCAUUUUUUUUUUUUUUGGUUUUUCGAGACAGGGUUUCUCUGUGUAGCUUUGCGCCUCUCCUGGAACUCACUUGGUAGCCCAGGCUGGCCUCGAACUCACAGAGAUCCGCCUGGCUCUGCCUCCCGAGUGCUGGGAUUAAAGGCGUGCGCCACCACCGCCCGGCUAAGGGUAAAGCAUUUUUAUUUCCAUGUACAGGAGAACAAAGGUUAUAUAUUGUUCUCACACUGGACAUGCUCCCCAACAAAGAAACAGUGGGCACUUUAUUUGGGAAGCCUGUAUGUAAUCAUAAAGGGAAGGCAUGUUGGAGACUGAUGCAUUCCCUCCUGAGCAUACUCAGUUAGGUCAUAGCUCAAAGAGGAAAGGUGGCAAAUGGGAACAUCCUGAGGGACAGCCUACAUCGUGAAUGAAGGUGAGAUGGUCGGGGAAGGUUCUCGGGUGUUCUUAGGUUUGCAUAACGAACACUCGAUGGGUGGUUAGUGGCUGCUUUGGGAUAAUAGCUAGGUUAUAGAUAGGAGUUGGCUGACAGCUCAGAGAGGGACUUGGAGGAGUGGCUCUAGAUGUAUCCCCUCGUACAGGAGUAGAAAGCCCUGUAAAUGUGGUUUGCUUUACCUGUAGUACCCUUGCACAGCUCUAUCCAUGUAUCUACUAAUAGUAGUGUGUCUCUCAUUCUGUCUUUCUAGGCACAAUGGGUCAUAAUCAUAAAUGCCUAUGUCGGGAUUAGGUCCAAUUUCAUGAUGCCCAGAAGGUAGCACGUUAGGCCAGGUUAUGGGUUCCCAUUCUACCAGAAGCUCACCUUUAGAACAGGAUUGUCAUAUUGGGCUUUUAUUCAUAUGGGAGGGGCUCUGUUGAUAGUGGGGAGAUCUGUGAAAUUUCUUCACUUUGACUGAUGGAGGGAGCAAAAUGUUUCAUGGCAUACCUACCUGACUAGAGAGAGAGUUCACCAUGUGUGUAGUAGUCAGAGUAUCAUCAUCAUGGGCUACAGUGGUUGCCGCCCAGUGCAAGAAGAGGCAGCUGCAGUAUGACUCCAAUGCACAUAAAUAGUUCAGAGGAUAAUUGUCUUAGUUUACUUUCCUAUUUUUGUGAAGAGACACCAUGACCACAACAACUUGUAAAAUAGAGAAUUUAGUUGCGUGCUUCCUUAUAGUGUCAGAGGGUGAGUCUGAUCAUCAUGGCGGGGAGUGUGGGCAGGCCUCUGGGCAGGCAUACAGGUAAGCAGGCAGAGCUCUGUAGCAGCAGCUUACAUCUGCUCUACAAACAGGAGGCAGAGAGUGAGACUGGGCCUGGAUGGGCUUUUGAAACCUCAAAGCCCACCCCUAGUGACACCCCUUUUCCCAACAAGACCACACCUCCCAAUCCUUCCUAAACAGUUCCACCAACUAGGACCCAACAUUCAAAUGUAAGGACUAUUCUCGUUUAAACCACCACAGUAGUUGAUGGGGUACAUCUGUGUUUAGCAAAGCAGUGGUGAUAGUCUUGCCAUUGUUUGAAUGUGUGAUUUAUUUGAUCCCCGGGGUUUCUGACCUGACGGAGAGUUCUAACAUGGAGUGGGCUGGACAGACAGCUGGGAGAAUGUUGACUCUACCUGUGCUGAUUGCACCAACACUGAAUUUGCUGUUACCUGUGUAACAAGCAGAUAAUGGAGCACUUGGGAUCCCUAGCAAAGCCAGGCUGUAGGAAUAGGCUCCCCCUUGUGGCCUGAAUAGUGCCCCUGACACUGGCGGCUAACGACAGAGGAUGGGGUAGUGUAUCCUGGUUUAAGCCCAGGUUGGUGUUCCAGUCUCCUGAAGUCUGAGCAUGUGGCGUCUUCAGUGGGGGAUAGUGACAAUAGUCAGUAUAGUGUGGGGACCUCUGGGGUCUGUCUUUCUGGCUAACAACUCCUGGGAAGGUAGACCACCCUCACAUUGGCGUUUUUAUUUAACAACUUUAUGGUUGCUGGAAGCACCAUUUAUGCACAUGUGUCUUUAUUGAAACAUCAACUGCCAUUUAAGUAUUUGUGCCAUUUCUGUGGUGUCAUUUUGUGGCACCUUAUUAGAGACUUGGAACAAAGCUUUCCAACAAUCUUUUUCAGAUAGCUGGUUUUACCGGCAGUGAAGCGGACAGACUCUGCUGUAUUCCAUCUGCUCCAGGGUUUCCCUCUUUGUCAAGUAGUUGCUCCAGUGUUGUGGAUAUUAGCUUAUACUCCUCUCUAUGACAGGGAUAUGAAACCCAUUGAAACUGUCUCUUCAGGUGGGGUAGGCCUCAGGACAGUAGGCACACAGUUGCUUAAGCUGUCCCACAAGAAUCUUAGUUUACUCAAAACUUCUGAGGGAAGAGGGUCAUGUUGGGGGAGAUGGAAGGGGUGUUGGAGUACAGAUGAUCAAGAUGGAUUGUUUACAUGUAUGAAAUUGUCAAAAAAUGAAUAAACUCGAUAUUUUACAAAACUA
Molecule: messenger RNA, 4517 nt
Organism: Peromyscus californicus insignis
Lineage: Eukaryota; Metazoa; Chordata; Mammalia; Rodentia; Cricetidae
Gene: Nopchap1
Product: NOP protein chaperone 1
Exons: 4
Coding region: 46-600 (184 amino acids)
Biological process (GO): box C/D snoRNP assembly
Molecular function (GO): box C/D methylation guide snoRNP complex binding
Source: RefSeq, a predicted model, not a curated record